CCCCCUUUCGGGUCCAUGUCCCAGUGUGGUGUCCGUGUCCCAUUCCGGGCUCGGUGUGUCCUCCCGCCGCCAAGGGGAGGAGCGGAGCGGGCAGAGGCGGCCGCGCGCUCCCGCCCCGCCCCGGCAGGUGCGGCGCAGGUGAGGCGCGGGCGGUCGGCAGGUGCGGCCCCGCGCGGCUCCGUUCCCGUGCCCGGUGCCCGUUCCCGCAGCCCGGCCAUGGCGUACCGGGAGCUGGUGCGGCUCUGGCACGAGGCCGUGCGGGCGGCGGACCGCGGGCACUGGGACGCUGCCCUGGACGCCUUCGGCGGCAUCGCGGAGCCUCCGGCCAGGAUCUGCUUCAACGUGGGUUGCGUGCAGCUGCUGGCCGGGCGGCCUGAGGCGGCCCUGCGGGGAGGAGAUGCAGAUAAACCUUUCCUCAAACAGCGUAAGGAGGAGCUGAGGCUGUGCUGGAGGGGCUGGGGCAGCGCAGUGGAGCCCUGGGCAGGCAGUGGCUGUUCGGCACACGGUGCCAUGGAGGCAUUCGAUAAAACCAUUGAGAAGGACAAUUCCCUGGCGGUGGGCUACUUCCAGAGAGGGUUUGUCUACCUGCAGCUGGAAAUGUAUGAAGAAGCUCUCUCUGAUUAUCACAUGGCCUUCAGUCACCUAAGAGAAAAUCCCUUCAUUGAUUACAAGCAGCUGGGGCUGAGGCACAUCCUCUAUGCCUGGGAGGUGCUGUACAGCGCUGCAGCAGUGCAGUGCCACCAGCAGCAGUGGCAGGAGGCCAGGGUCACCCUGGAGAAGGCUGUUGUGUGGAGACCUGAAAGAAGAACAGCAAUGCUAGAGCUGGCCCUUGAGCGGGUGCAGGACCACCUGUUUUUAGAGCCCAUGCUGGUUCCUCUUGGGGAACUUUUCAGACCACGAAAGAAGGAAGUUGAGCAGCUGGAUUCAAAAGAUUUCCUGGGUAAACCCAAGGUCAUCUCAUCCAUCAUUCCCAAUGAUGAGUACAUUGGCUUUGAGCCUCUUAGGCCUCAGAAACAGGGCUUUUAUGAACCCAGUGCCAAUGCUCUACGGGAUGCCGAGUCCGGCUACCACCGAGUGCUGUCCCGGUACCGCCCUGACGAGCCGCCGGGGCCGGAGGUGGCAGCCGGGAGCCUGGUGUUCGUGCUGGGCAGAGCAGCCGAUGGCUGGGCCACGGCCAUCCACGACGGGCAGGGUGAAAGGCAGUGCUGCGGCUGGGCUGGGAUCACUGGGCUCCUCUCUCAUCCGGCUCUGCUCCAUGUCCCUCUGCAGAAGCUGCACAUCCCAAGCUCUCUCCUGGAACCUGCCUCAAGGAUGGAUAAAUGGAAGAUCAGCACUGGGAUUCCCCUUCCUCCUGCCCAGGUGCCUCCCAGCUGCCACCCCGUGAAGCAGAAGCCAGAUCCUCCUGGGGAAGAAAAUGCCUCUGUCAAUGAUGCCAGUGCUCACAUGGACUCUAAGGUCCCCCCAAGGUGCGGGGAGGCCUCUGCGGGCGCAGACAGGCCGGCAGUGCUGCGGCUGCGCUGCGAGUGCUCGCUGGUGCUGUGGGCAGGCGAGGCCCCGGCCCUGCCGGCCCUGCGGGCCCUGCUGCGGGACAGGCUGGCUCAACAGGCACAGCGGGGCAUGCUCAGUUACAGGCUCCUGGAUGGCACAGAGCUGGGGACAGUGUUGGGACAGGAAGACCUGGGGAAAGUGUGGCAGCAGCUGACGGAGGGCAGCCUGAUACUCUGUUGCCAGGACUCAGACUCCCACUCGGGCAGACCUGUUCUCUACCAGAUGCUGGCUCAGCACUCUUACCUGGCACAGGGACCAGGGGACCUGGAGUUCAACAAGGGAGAUGUGCUGGAUAUCCUCUCUGAAGUGAAUGAGGACUGGCUGGAAGGACGAUGCAAUGGCAAGACUGGCAUCUUCCCCAAAUGCUUUGCCACCCAGACCAGCUGUGAUGCUGCCUUCCUAUAGCAAACAGGAGCCUUUUCCUGCCUGGCUGCACCCCCAGGGGUGGGAGACACUCGUCCCAGCUAAUUUGGGCCCCAGCCAGCACAGCCAGGAGCUCUACUGUACCUGGACAGGGGUUACCUCCCACUCAGAUCCAUGGGGUCAUUUCCAGCAGUGAUAGCAUUUCCCACGGCCUGUUCCCUGACCUGGCAUUUUUUACCUUCUGCUUACACUGCCAAAGAUGUAUCUGUGAAGAGCAGAAAGCAAGGAGAGGGCUCUGGGGUUUGGCUGUGGGAAUUGUCCAUGUGGGAGCUCAGGUUGCUGGGUAGGAAGAGGUUCCCCUGGGUGAGAGGAGGUUCCCCUGGGUGGGAGGAGGUUCCCCUGGGUGGAAGUCUUCAUCCCCUCUCCCUGUUGCUUGUGUUGAGGCUGGGAAGGCUGAGCCUCACUCCCGAAGCCAAAGGUGGCUGGCUGGGAGCAGGGGGCAGAGCCCUGUUUCCCAGGCUCUUGGGUCACAUAACCUUAUCUCCACCAGGCAGAGAUGCUGCUCUUUCAAAAGGCUUUUGGAACCAGUUUGCAGUGGGGUUAAUGGGAUAACACCAUGAGUUAGGACCACUGUCUUCCAUAGCACACAGCUAUGGACCUGACCAUUCCUUCGCCAGGUGCCUCAGGCACUUUUCUUAAGCCCUAAGGCCAAGGUGAGAGCAGCUCUGGGUUGUGGGAGAGCCCUGGAGAAAGGGCUGGCUGGGAAGUGCAGUGCUGGGCUGGUGCUGCAAAGGCUGAAAGCCCUGUCCAAUUCCUGCAACUGGGCUGGGCUGAUCUAAAUAAAACACUUAAGUGCCUGGAGCUGGAACCUGUUCUGGAUUUGGUGUCUUGACAAAACUUGGCUAUGUAACUUGAAUAUGAAAUAAACCCUGAGCUAGAGUUGGCAACACUUAAAACAA
This is a messenger RNA of Haemorhous mexicanus (house finch), 2870 nucleotides long. RefSeq names its product NADPH oxidase activator 1 (gene NOXA1). Gene Ontology annotation, biological process: superoxide anion generation. Bases 16 to 1953 code for a protein of 645 amino acids. NCBI's taxonomy places the organism in Eukaryota, Metazoa, Chordata, Aves, Passeriformes, Fringillidae. The record is from RefSeq and is a predicted model, not a curated record. Gene Ontology annotation, molecular function: superoxide-generating NADPH oxidase activator activity; protein binding. The transcript has 16 exons.